Molecule: messenger RNA, 273 nt
Organism: Strongylus vulgaris
Lineage: Eukaryota; Metazoa; Nematoda; Chromadorea; Rhabditida; Strongylidae
Source: the annotation of a GenBank genome assembly
AUGUACGCAAUGGCUAUGUGGAGCUGGACUUCUAAACAGACUGUCGUAUAUAUAGGAAUCCUACAGGCGGUUAAUGGAGCGGCCAGUGUACUCGUCUACGCUGGUUUUGUAAUAAAACUCGGAGACUACGUUUCAAAAGGCCGUGAACGCAUCUGGACGAUGAUCGGCUUAGCACUCGGUUUGUUAUAUCACGUCGUCACAUUCCCAUAUCCCUGGGGCCCAACAUUGAAAUUUACGCCAGCACAAAGUGAGUCGACACUGAUGGCAUCAUAA